Messenger RNA from Trichoderma asperellum CBS 433.97, 663 nucleotides. RefSeq lists its product as uncharacterized. Gene Ontology annotation, biological process: deadenylation-dependent decapping of nuclear-transcribed mRNA; deadenylation-independent decapping of nuclear-transcribed mRNA; positive regulation of catalytic activity. Lineage: Eukaryota; Fungi; Ascomycota; Sordariomycetes; Hypocreales; Hypocreaceae. The record is from RefSeq and is a predicted model, not a curated record. Gene Ontology annotation, molecular function: mRNA binding; enzyme activator activity. Gene Ontology annotation, cellular component: P-body.
AUGAGCAAGCCAACGCCUAGAAAGUCGCGGCACAACCGCCAUCCCUCAAAUCGCAUCCCCGCCAUAUCCGACUACGAAUCCGACGCCGCAAUCACAACAUCCAGAUACGAGGCCCCGCCGCCGCGAACCAACACCGAGCUCAACCUAUCCGUCCUACAGCGCUAUUUACCGUCCAUAAGCAGGAUCUUGAGCAUCGCUGCUAACGCUGUGGUCUACACAUUCGAUAACGCAAGCCAAGGCUGGGAGAAAUCCGGCAUCGAGGGCACCAUGUUUGUUUGCGCGCAGACGCCACUGCCAGAGGACCCUGACCACCGCCCUCGGGCUUGUGUCUUUGUUCUAAGCCGUCGUGGUCUUGACAACGUAAUCGUCGAUUUGGCGAGGGUGGGCCAUGUUGAAAUAGCGGGGGAGCUGGUGAUUCUCAAAGUCGAAGGUCAUCGGGAAGAGGGCGAGAAGGUCGUUGGACUGUGGAUCCACAACGACGAGGAGGGAACGAGGGCUACGAACGGAGCCAUCAUCGAAGAGAGCUGGAAGAUUGCCCGUGCUGCGGGGACUGUAUCAAAUGAAGGCCCAAGGCCAGAGGCUGGUCCGGCAAUGCAGGCUAUUGGCCGUCCUCUAACGCUCAACGAGCUAUUUGGGAGACAACAGGCGGCUGGGGGGAGCUGA